UUGUUUUUAUUUUGAUUCGAUUGCGAUUCGAACACGGAAGUAGUUGGUUUGUUUCUCGGUUCCUUUCGUACUGCAUCGUAUGAACUCGUUGACGAGCGUAUUGUGAAAUGUCUAAUUGUUUUUUUCGAACAAGAGUAUGAUAAUGAAUGUCUAAAUUAUGGUGAUAAACCGUUUGGAUCCGGAAUAAGGAAAGUAAAUCCCUAAAUAUGGCCUCGAGGGGAGACAAAGGGAAUGGAAAUGGCGAGGAGCAGAUUGUGGAGACGUUGGCGGAGGUGUUCCGCUGCUUCAUAUGUAUGGAAAAGCUGGUGGACGCGCACCUGUGUCCGCACUGCUCGAAGCUGUGCUGCUAUGCCUGCGUUCGGCGCUGGUUGACGGAACAGCGCUCGCAGUGCCCUCACUGCCGCGCCUCCUUGCACCUACAUGAGCUGGUCAACUGCCGCUGGGUGGAAGAGGUCACGCAGCAGAUAGAGACCAUGCAACAGACCAACUCUGCCACCCAGAGGGAGAGCUUUAGAGACAGAUGCCCAACACAUCAAGAGAAACUCACAGUAUACUGUUGGACUUGCCGCCGGUGCAUCUGCCACCAGUGCGCACUGUGGGGUGGCACCCACUCGGGCCACACAUUCAAGCCCCUGGAGGAGGUUUACGAGCAACAUGUGACUCAGAUCCGAGAUGAGGUGUCUCAGCUUAGACGGAGGCUCAUGGAGCUGAUUAGCUUGGUGCAGGAUGUGGAACGCAAUGUAGAAUCAGUCCGGGCCGCAAAAGACGAGCGCGUGCGGGAGAUCCGUAACGCUGUGGAACUGAUGAUCUCCCGCCUGGACUCCGCGCUCAAGGCCAAGCUCCUCACGCUGAUGGGCCAGAAGAACAGCCUCACACAGGAGACUGAGCAGCUUGAGCAUUUGCUACAGGAGAUUGAGCAUCAGCUACAUGCUAGCACUAGGUCUGAGUUAAUAGCCAAGAGUAGCGACCUGUCAAAGAUGAUUCACCAAGUGCGAAAGAAACCUAUGGCGAGCUUUGUCACCGCUCCAGUGCCCGCGGAUUUCCAUAGCGAGAUUGUCCCGAGCUACGACAGCAGCACCUUCCCGCUGACCAACUUCACUCAACUCCAGCACGCGGCUGCACCCGUCUACUCUGCCCCUCUCCACGUCAACGGGCUAUGCUGGCGUCUGAAGGUGUACCCGGAUGGCAAUGGCGUCGUACGGGGGAACUACCUAUCUGUGUUCCUAGAGCUCAGCGCUGGAUUACCGGAGACCUCCAAAUACGAGUACCGAGUGGAGAUGCUUCACCAAGUGUCCCGCGACCCGUCCAAGAACAUCGUCCGAGAGUUCGCGUCCGACUUCGAGGUCGGCGAGUGCUGGGGCUACAACCGGUUCUUCCGACUGGACCUGCUGGCUAGCGAGGGUUACCUCAACCCGGACACAGAUACCCUUAUACUGAGGUUCCAAGUGCGUCCGCCAACGUUCUACCAGCGCUGCCGCGACCAGCAGUGGUACAUCAACCAGCUCAUUAACAUGCGCAGCCAGCACAUCCUGCAGAUUAACGAUCUCAAAGAGCGUCUGUCACUUGAAAUGUCCCGCAACUCAAUGGCGGCGACCCGCGCACCGUCAACCGCCACCCCAGCGGCGCAGGCCUCCGACACCGACAACCCGGCGCAGAACAAGCCCGUCGACGGGAACGCCGUCAGCGACGCCUUGUUGUUCGCCGGCCAGUGGAAGUACUCGCCGCACGCUACUGUCAGCAGCCAGCGGCUCAUGAGCCCAGGAUCCCUGACGCCGGUGCUGUUUGAAGAAUCGCGCAACAAUGACGUAUCGUCCGCCGGCGCGUGCGGCUACGGCGACUACGGCGACCGCCGUCUGCCCGUCAACUUGCCGUCCACUUCCAGGUCGGCGAACUCCCUGGGCCUGGGCGGCGGUGGCGGCGGGGUGGGCGGGGUGGGCGGGGCGGGCGGCGCGGACAGCAUGGCGCUGGUGAGCCUGCACACGCUGCUGAGCGCCGCCGCGCCGCCGCGCGCGCCCGCGCGCCCGCCCAGCAAGCUGCCGCGCCCGCCGCCGCACCCGCACCCGCACCCGCACCCGCACCCGCACCCGCACCAGCCCAGCAAGGACGACCUCGCCACAGUGGCCUCGGUGCCGGUGUCGGAGGCUCCCCACACGGAGACGGCGCUGUGCGCGUCCAUGUCGUCGCCGGAGCUGAACGCGUGCGCGGGCCCCGAGCCGGCGCCGGCGCCCGAGCCCCGCGAGCCGCGCGAGCCGCCCCAGCAGCCGCUCGCCUCCGAGUCCAGCAGCGACGCCGGGGACCUGAUGUUCAGCGAGCUGGAUGUGUUCACGGAUGAGAACAACCCGUGCCACGCCGACGACAACUCCAACGAAGAGAACGACGUCGACGAGGAAACCAUGUCGGGUGAGAACGAUAUCGAAGGCGCGUGCGCGCUGCCGUCCGCCGCCAGCUCGGACAUCAUCAGCCGGCUGCUGUGCGCCGUGCACGGCGUGCCCGAGGCGCGCCAGGACGACCAGGCCACGGACAUGCUGCUGCUCAACCUGAUGCGGAUGAACGGCCUGGCCAAGUCUAAACAUAUAAAGUCGGGGGACAGUGGAACUCCGUCCGCCGCCAGCUCGGACAUCAUCAGCCGGCUGCUGUGCGCCGUGCACGGCGUGCCCGAGGCGCGCCAGGACGACCAGGCCACGGACAUGCUGCUGCUCAACCUGAUGCGGAUGAACGGCCUGGCCAAGUCUAAACAUAUAAAGUCGGGGGACAGUGGAACUCCGUCCGCCGCCAGCUCGGACAUCAUCAGCCGGCUGCUGUGCGCCGUGCACGGCGUGCCCGAGGCGCGCCAGGACGACCAGGCCACGGACAUGCUGCUGCUCAACCUGAUGCGGAUGAACGGCCUGGCCAAUGGAACUCCGUCCGCCGCCAGCUCGGACAUCAUCAGCCGGCUGCUGUGCGCCGUGCACGGCGUGUCCGAGGCGCGCCAGGACGACCAGGCCACGGACAUGCUGCUGCUCAACCUGAUGCGGAUGAACGGCCUGGCCAAGUCUAAACAUAUAAAGUCGGGGGACAGUGGAACUCCGUCCGCCGCCAGUUCGGACAUCAUCAGCCGGCUGCUGUGCGCCGUGCACGGCGUGCCCGAGGCGCGCCAGGACGACCAGGCCACGGACAUGCUGCUGCUCAACCUGAUGCGGAUGAACGGCCUGGCCAAGUCUAAACAUAUAAAGUCGGGGGACAGUGGAACUCCGUCCGCCGCCAGCUCGGACAUCAUCAGCCGGCUGCUGUGCGCCGUGCACGGCGUGCCCGAGGCGCGCCAGGACGACCAGGCCACGGACAUGCUGCUGCUCAACCUGAUGCGGAUGAACGGCCUGGCCAAGUCUAAACAUAUAAAGUCGGGGGACAGCUCGGACAUCAUCAGCCGGCUGCUGUGCGUCGUGCACGGCGUGCCCGAGGCGCGCCAGGACGACCAGGCCACCGAGAUGCUGCUGCUCAACCUGAUGCGGAUGAACGCAAAGUUGGGGGAUCGUGAAACUCCGUCCGCCGCCAGCUCGGACAUCAUCAGCCGGCUGCUGUGCGCCGUGCACGGCGUGUCCGAGGCGCGCCAGGACGACCAGGCCACGGACAUGUUGCUGCUCAACCUGAUGCGGAUGAACGGUCCAAAGCCCACGUCUGAAUUUACGGACCCCGUCCCAACAUCGGACACGUCGACGAAGCGCAACUGGGCGCACUUGCGCGGCGCCGGCGCGGCUUGGGGCCCCGCCGCCCUCGCCGCCCCCGCCUCGGGCGCGCGGCGCCGCGCCGCGCCGCGCGCCCGCCGCCCGCCGCGCCCGCCCGCCUCGCCCGCCCAGCUGCACCGCGUCGCCGACUCGAGACCGACUUGCGGAGCGGUGGGAUGUUUCCUGAGUCCGCCGGGCACGCCCGAGCGCGCCCAGCCCUCGCCCGCGAGCAGCGACUACAGCUGGCCGUGCGUCGCGUCUCCCACGGAAAUAGUCACUAACGUCGACUCUAUGCUUGACUAUAAUGACACGAUCUUCGACAUCCUCCUGAACAGCCUGUCGAUCUCGUCGCCGUGCGAGGCGCGGCCGGCGACGCCGCCCGUGGCGCCGUGGUGCCCGCCGCCGCACAAGGACGCCGACGCCGAGUGACGGCACCCGUGGCGCCGCCGCGGCCGAGAGUACCAGCACUGACUGAUGUGACGUCUCACAACAGAUAAAUUAAUCCUUGAUAUCUCUUCGACAUCUUCCUAAGGGCUCAUUUAGACGAUCCGGGAAUUCGCAUACGAGUUUCAUUACAUUGCGGGUUUUGAUCGGUCGCAUAAAUUGGACGUUACCAACAGUCUGCGGUGUAACUAAAAUCGCAUGCGUUUACGCGCGUCGUAUAAAUCAGCCCUAAAUAGUCUGUCGAUCUCGUCGCAGUGACAGUCGCGGCACGCCACGCCGCGUCGGUGGCGUCGUCGCGGCCGCGAGUACCAGCACAGGCUUCUAAUGAGGCUGGUAAUUCUGCCAAGCGACAACCAUCUCUUGCACGCUGCAUAGUUUAGAAAGAGGUGGGUAGUUUUUUCUCGACAGCAAUUCGAUUUAUAUGCCUAUGAGUCUAUAGCGUUGUUAGGCUAGGACGUCUGCCUAUCAAACAAAUCGCGGCUUAUUGAACAAUAUCGAUUUCGAUUCGAAAGCGGUGGGUAGAUUUUCUCCCGCUGUUUGAGUAUUUUAGCAGCCUAUGAGGGUUAAAAUUGGCGUUUAUUCAACCUAACCCGCAAUUUUCUAUUCGAAUAAAUAGUAAAAGAGUAAAGAAAAACUGUAAUUGAGGCGCUAUCAAUCAAAUUCUUAGCGUUGUUUUGUUAACAACCCGCCUUAGCGCCCGCAACCGUGCUGUGAAUUUUGUACUCAUAGAGGGUACUUCCCAGUUAUUUUAAAUAAAAUUGUAAACCCUCAGGAAUAGGGGUUUGUACAUAUACAAAAAUAUCCAGAUUCUUGAUCGUUCUAAGUACCCUUUAUAGAUAUUAGAAUUUAGUGGAACGAAUACGCACAGGUGGCGUGGAGAGUUACAAGUAGGGCAUGCUCCCGGGAAUUCCCGGUUCUCAUAUUCCCGGGAAUUUCCGGGAAUUUUAGUGUCAAAAGAACCGGUACUGAAGACCCGGUACCGGUACUUCCCGGUUCUCAUCAUAUGCCUAUUUAUUCCCAUUUCAAUAGUAGUAAUGUUUUAGUACUUUAGCUUGGGACAUUAUAUAACAUUUAAUAAUGGUGCUAUGAAACGGGGGACCCAUAUAACCCGACAAACUAUCCUAGUAAAGUAGGCAUUCGUGCAGGCAGGCCAUGCCGUCAUAGUGCUGAGUGCAUCGACUACGCUACAGCCGUGUGGCUCGGCCCAGGCGGAGGCAAAAGGUGCCGGUUAGUUUCGUAAAAUAGGUUGGAACGCCAAUAAAAUAAGUCAUUUAUUAAUUUAUAUGCAAUCAUUUACAUGAAAAUAAGUCAUUCAUAAAGAUUGUACGCUAACACAAACCAUUUCUUAUAAAGUAAUCAAAAGAUGCCUUGAGAACCGGGAAGUACCGGGAAUCCCGGUUCCGGCCAUGCCCAGAACCGGGAAAUGAAAUUCUUGGUACCGGUACCGGUACUGCAUGCCCUAGUUACAAGACGACCCGGUAAUGCUAAAAAUAGCAAAUCGAUAAGAUAAUAAAGGUAAUAUUAUUAUAGAUUUGCUAUUUGGAGUUGAUUUAAUUACCCAAUAGCUCGGAAUUGAAUUAGAUCAAUAUUCUUAAAAUAAUGAUUGAUUGUUCGAUUGAUGCUGCACCAUGUAAUACUACGGUAUUCUAGGUUUGCAGUAGCCGCGCUGCCAAUUUUACUUGUAUAUUAGCAAGAAGAGCUACGCAGCUAAAGAUUGAUGGUGUACACUAAGCCCAAUGCGCUCCAUGUAUCUACGCCUAAUGUGAAAUGAGUGAAAUGACCGUGUACAUAUAGUGCAUAAUUAUUUUCCGUCGUAUUUUCACGGAAACGUACGAACGUGUCUUGCUAUUUCAGUCAGUCUCGGUACAUAAAGUACUGAGGUUGAAUGAAGUAGCAUGACAAAACGAACGUUUCCGAGAAAGUACGAUGGAAAACAAUUUAUCUGUAGCGUGCGUGGGUUUGUUUUGUUGAUGGUUUUCUGUAGUGAUGCUUUCUUUCGUGGAAGUAUGUUUCAUAUACAGACGGUAUCGCUUGUUUCCGAAUUUCUAAUCGAUAUCGAUACAAAUCUCGUGUCAGUUAAUACUCAGGCUUUGAUAACAGUGUUCAAGACUAUUCUUGCAUUUCAGAUAGCAUUUUAAAGACGACCGCCUGACAGUUAGCUGUUAGAGCGAAGUAAUCAUUAUAAACGAAUGGUAUCGUUAGUCGCCUCGGGUGACUUGCUACAUACCAUCUCAUUCUUUGCUUUCCCUCGUUAGUUAAGGUCGUGCGUUUGCGGUACGUACUCAAUAGGUUAAUAUAAGUAUGAAUCGUCGUUAUCGAUGACUAGUGAUUCACGGUAUUAUAGUGUAUUUUGUAUGAGUUUACUCGACGGAGCUAAGACUGCGCGAUGUGUGGCGAAAAUAAAUAUUUUGUUAUGGGCAUUUGUCAGAAGACUCAAAAUUGUAAACGAUCUCUGUUUAUUCUAAUUGAAUAGUAUUUCAAUAUGAUUCUAGUAAAGUUGAUUAUAUAUUUUUAAUAAUACGAAUUUAAUAUAUGUAUUUGAAUAUAUACUGAAUAUUAAAAUGGUGAAUGUCCGAAAAUGAUUGAUGGUAUUUGUUAUAUUAAAUGGCUAGAUAGACAAUUGAUAUUUUAACUGUGGCCCUAUUGCUUGUAUCCCAAAUGUUUAUUUAAUUUGGGUCCUUCGCAAGUUUUCUUUAGAUAUAUAAUAGGUCUAAUUGCAAUUUAGUGUGAAACAUAAUUAAUGUAAAAUUUUAAGAAAUAUUAUUAAUCAUAUUAAUUGGCGUCUACAACAUUGUGUACCAAAAUUCACUUGACAAGAGUCUGAAGGUCCUCGUAAAUUGAUAACAUCUUUUAGAAUAUCUGUUUUAUUGUGUGUAGAACAUCUGAACAGUACAGUAUUGGUUCAUUGUUCAGUUAGCGACCAACAGUUCUCAAAACGCUCAAUUAAAGUUGUCCAUACAAAUUAGAUUUCAUCGGUCGCUACUUUUUAUACACAAGAAAUAUUAGGGCAUGUUUACACAUUGAUUAGUAUUUAGUGCGAGUUCAUACAUUUGCUAAUUGCGUUUAGUAGCAAUUGUAUGAACUUCGCAUUUUUAACUAAAGAACUGCGUAGCACUAAAGGUUCAUUGAAAUAAGUAGCUAUUUUAAGGCCAAAAGUUUUGUCAAAUUUUUGGUAAUAAGAAUAAUUUGAAUGUUACAAUUAUAGCCAUCGUUUAGCACGUUUCCUCCUGACUUUACGUACUAAAGUAUAUACAUAUAACUGUGCGGAAUGCAGUAGGAAUAAUAAUAACAAAAAACUUGACAAAAUUAUCGUCCGUCACGGUAUUUCCGAUCAGAAUAUAUAGUCAAUAUUCAGUAAAUAGUUGUUAGUUUAGUUAAAUGAUUCGACUGACAAGUUCAAAUGCGUGUGAUCAUAUGUAGGCAAUUGGGAUGGCUUCGUAUGAACGUGACUUUUACUGUUUGGAUGUAUUCAGACUGCUAUGAUGCUGUAAUGAUCUAAUAACAAUUUUAAUUGUUUUUAAUACAACUUAUGUUUUGUCCUUAUAUCGAAUUAGCUCAGAUUUUAAGUUCCACGUACGAUAUUCGGUGAAAUUAUGACUUUAUUUGAGUUACAAUUGAAGUUUUGGUCCAGACUGAAUAUGAGGUGAUUGUAAUAUAUUGAAAUUCCAGUUCUUAGUGGGCGAAAAACUGAGCUAAAUGCGAGUUCCAUAUUUGUGUUAGUGAAGCUGAGUGUACAAAAUAUUUAAAAUUGUUUCUAUAAUAUUAACAAAAUUGUAAGUGGCAGUGGUAUGAGGAACACAUUACUUAUGAGUGUACGCAGUGGAUUGCUUAAUAAAACAAUGAUAACUUA
Cydia fagiglandana is the source of this 7995-nucleotide messenger RNA. RefSeq lists its product as uncharacterized. The record is from RefSeq and is a predicted model, not a curated record. Bases 207 to 4130 code for a protein of 1307 amino acids. NCBI's taxonomy places the organism in Eukaryota, Metazoa, Arthropoda, Insecta, Lepidoptera, Tortricidae. Gene Ontology annotation, cellular component: aggresome; peroxisome. The transcript is spliced from 24 exons. Gene Ontology annotation, biological process: protein autoubiquitination; negative regulation of centriole replication. Gene Ontology annotation, molecular function: ubiquitin protein ligase binding; ubiquitin protein ligase activity; tumor necrosis factor receptor binding.